AUGGCAUCCUCCAUAGCGAAUAUGACCUAUAUCAUUAUUGGAGGUGCCUCGGGCAUGGGACUUGCUACAGUCCAAACGCUCCUUGCACGAGGUGCUCAGGUUGCUGUAUGCGACAUUUCAGAGAAGAAUCUAGAGACUUUACUCGGUAGUCUCGCACCGCAGAACUCCACCAAGUGCUUUGCCAGGAUCGUCGAUGUGACAGACCGCUCCGCCAUUGAUAGCUUUUUCCACGCGGCUGAAGAGCACUUUGGAAACCUCAAUGGCAUCGCAAAUUUUGCGGGUACCGGUGGCCACGGCUUGGGUACAGAGGCUGUCUGGCAAACAACAGAGGAAGAAUACAACUUCAUCAUGAACUUGAACGUUAAAGGACUGUUCAAUGUGCUCUCAUCGGGGCUGGAUCCUGGAUUUUUGGCAGAUCGCGCGAGUGUGGUUCAUAUCGGCAGUAUCUUUUCUCAGAAGGGUUUUUUGAACGGCGCGGUCUUCGCAGCUUCAAAGCAUGCAGCUUUGGGAAUGGUUCGAAGUGCAGCUAAGGAGACUGAGGGACGGGCGAGGGUAAAUUGUGUGUUACCUGGUGUUAUUGAUACCCCUAUGCAUCGAGCUAAUCUUGCCCGUGUCAAGAAUUUCACUCCGACCCCGGCAACACCGAUUCCUCGAGAUGGUACUGCGCAAGAGGUUGCUAACGUUGUGAUUUUCUUGCUCAGUGAGGAAAGUAGCUUCGUGACUGGAGAUGCCUGGAACGUCGAUGGAGGUGCAAAUGCAUGAGUGAACAACUAUGUACUAUAUGCAGGAUGACAUGAAUAGAUAGAUUGGAUAUAUGGGGCAGUUUGGCGAAUUUCUAGGGAAUCCUCCGUUGCGGCUCUCAAGAGUGGUCAGAGGCAGUUGAGAUGAUUGAGCAGAUAUGCAAGAUUCACUUCAGUUGCUCUCAUCUUCCAAUAAGCGAAGUACUUAACUGCUACGGAGCCUCAUAUUCCGGACAUUAAGGC
Messenger RNA from Penicillium subrubescens, 983 nucleotides. RefSeq names its product SDR family NAD(P)-dependent oxidoreductase. The transcript has 2 exons. NCBI's taxonomy places the organism in Eukaryota, Fungi, Ascomycota, Eurotiomycetes, Eurotiales, Aspergillaceae. The record is from RefSeq and is a predicted model, not a curated record. Bases 1 to 762 code for a protein of 253 amino acids.